AUGUAUGUAACCGAAUUUCAGAAACGUGGACUACCACAUGUGCAUAUGCUACUCAUCUUGGAUAUUGAUGGCAAGUUACGGGAACCUGAAGAGUAUGAUAGUGUGGUGAAAGCAGAAAUACCACGACAUGAAUCUAAACCAGAAUUGUAUGAAGCUGUGUUAAAACACAUGAUCCACGGGCCAUGUGGAGUAUUGAAUCAAAGCUCUCUGUGUAUGAAGAAUGGUCAUUGUAAAAAAAGAUACCCAAAAGACUUUUGUGAAGAGACGCGUCAGGGAAAUGACUCAUAUUCUGAGUACAUGAGAAGGUUUGGUGAUCCCAUUUAUUUAAAUAGAAAUAAGUCUGUUGAUAAUAGAUGGGUGGUUCCUUAUAAUCCAUGGUUGUUGUUGAAGUACGAUUUUCACAUCAAUGUUGAGAUUUGCAGCAGCAUCAAAAGUAUUAAAUAUUUGUAUAAAUAUGUUUACAAAGGUCCUGAUCGAGUUGCAAUGGAGGUUCACAGAGGUACAGGUAUGGAUGAGAUUCAACAAUAUGUUGAUGCAAGAUGGAUUUGUGCUCCAGAGGCAUUGUGGAAAAUAUUUAAAUUCACACUUUACAAGUUAUACCCCUCUGUUGAAAGACUACAAAUCCACUUGUCAAAUCAUCAUCAAGUGCGGUUCUAUAAGCAUCAAAGAAUCACAGAUGUACUAAAUGAUAACCAAAAUGCAGUAACCAUGCUCACUGAGUUCUUUGCACUAAACCAAAUGGAUCCACAUGCUAGGAAUUAUUUAGGUCCAACAAGCUGGAAAUGCCUUCUUACACAUAAUGGUGCAUGUUUUUUCACGUUCAAAAAAGCAGCUGAGGAUUGGGGGUUAUUAGAGAGUGACAAUAGUAUUCGUGAAUGUAUGCUUGAAGCAUCAAAUAUGCGCAUGCCAUAUGCUUUACGAAGGUUGUUUGUGACUAUAUUAAUUUUCUGUGAACCAACUGAUGUUAGAGGCUUAUUUAAUGAGUUUUAUCCCUACAUGGUAGAGGAUUAUCAAAUGACAAAUAUUGUUGUGGGAAAUAACUUUGAAGAUAUGUUAUUGAGGGAAUUGAGAGAUCUUUUGCUGCUACAUGGAAAACUAAUCAAAAACUACGAUCUUCCAAUAUUGACAAUGGAAACAAAUGAAGUCGGGGGAGUGCCAACAAUUAUUCAAGAAGAGUUGUCGGUCCAAAUUCCAGAUGAAGACAUUCAAUCAGUUGAGAAGUUAAAUAAUGACCAGAUGAGUGCUUACAAUACAAUUAUGAACGCCAUCCACCAAUAA
Messenger RNA from Lathyrus oleraceus (garden pea), 1278 nucleotides. RefSeq lists its product as uncharacterized. Lineage: Eukaryota; Viridiplantae; Streptophyta; Magnoliopsida; Fabales; Fabaceae. The transcript has 2 exons. The record is from RefSeq and is a predicted model, not a curated record. Bases 1 to 1278 code for a protein of 425 amino acids.